GCACGUCAAAUCACGUCAUUAUUAUUCAGAAAUCGAAUUAAAAAAAGUAAAGUGAAGUGAUAAUUGUUACGUGCAAACGUAGAUAAUUUUCAAGAUAUUAUAUUAUUUUCCAUAAAGUAAACUCGAAAAUAUAAUAUAAUUACGUAUACUUUGAAUGUAUUAUUCUGCAUAGAUAUAAUUUGACGUAGACGAGAUGAUUAUAGAAAAUCCAGACGCUUUUAAAUCGUGGUUGACUUCCAUAUUGGAACCCCUAUGUGAUGCGGACCCGGCGGCACUCGCCAAGUAUGUGUACGCGCUCGUGAAAAAGGACAAGCCUCUAGACGAGCUGCGCGACGGCAUGCUCGACCAGCUCGACGUGUUCCUGCAGCAUGAAACGAAACCGUUCGUGGAUAUGUUGUUCAAAUCGCUGGACAGCCACGAGUACCUGAAACCAGUGGAGAAGCGCCCCUCGCCGCCGCCCGCCGCGCCCGAUCCCGACACGGAGGCCGACACUGAGAAUCAUCCCCCAAAUGGUACGACGGAGGAGAACAAUGCGAACCCGUCGCUGAACGCGGGCAGGCCCCCCCGGCACCGCAUGGUGGUGACCCGCAUGGCGGCAGUACCGCCCGCGACCGCCGCCGUCACCGCCACCGCCAACAACAACAACAACUCUAACACCAACUCCGCCCCCGCCCCCGCACACUUUGGCGCCGCCACCCGCCCGCCACAUCAUGAACAAACUCUAGUCAAGGUAUUGCCAUUGACCGAGCUACUAAAAGAGCCAGUCGAUCAACCGCCGAGGAGACGAGAUAGACGUGGGGAUUCUCUGCGUGAAGGAGAGGGCAGAAGGCGGCGGCGCUCCGUGUCGUGGGAGAGGAGGCGCGCGCGGAGACACGACGAGCGACACGACCACGUGCGCAGACGUCCGUCGCGGUCUCCGUCGCCGCGCGGCCGCUACCGCAACCGCAGCCCGCCCGCCGCCGCCGACCGCGCCGACCGCGUCGACAGGCUCUCCCGUUCCAGAUCAAAAUCACCAAUAAGAAGUCGGGACCACGAUCGUGACCGCGACCGGCUGCGGGUGAUGCGCGAGAUGGAGCGCGACAGGGUGUCGCGCGACCGCGACCACCGCGACCGAUUGUCGCGCGACCGCGACCGCGACAGGUCCCGUGAGCGUUCCCGCGAGAGGUCUCGUGGGUCGCCAUCGCCGCGACCCGAGCCGCGGCCCGACCUCAUCGACCCCUACAAGCGGAGGUGUAGAGAUUUCGACGAGAAAGGAUACUGCAUGCGGGGUGAUCUGUGCCAGUGGGACCACGGGAGCGACCCUGUAGUACUGCAGGACGUGCUCGCCGCCCCCCCACCAGUGCCAGAAUACAACCCGCUAACGCCAGAUAUAUGGGGCGGACCGGCAGGCGCAGUGGGCGGUUUCGCCCCGUACCCGCCGCACCCGCUGCACAUGCACCCACACCCGCCCAGGGAACUCAUACCCAUACCCAGGAUUCGACACGAACCAGCCGGGGCGCCGCCGCGAAUGCCGACGCCCAAGCGGACUUUCGACUACAACCGGCUAGCAGGCGCCCCCCGGCCCCCUCUACCCGCUAACGCGGCCAACUGCUCUCUGGAGGUGAAGAAGGUCCCUCGCGGCAUGAACGACAUCACACACCUCAACAACCACUUCUCCAAGUUCGGGAAGAUCGUCAACAUACAGGUGUGCUACGAGAACGACCCGGAGGCGGCGCUGAUCACGUUCUCGACGCCGACGGAGGCCAACAUCGCGUACAAGAGCACCGAGGCGGUCCUCAACAACCGCUUUAUCAAGGUCUUCUGGCACAACCCUGAGAAUAAACAAGAGAACGCAGCGGGGGCCGGUCAACAGGCAAACAAGCAGCCGGACAGACAAAACCAACAGCAUCCCAUGUCACACAACAAGGUGUUCAUCAACAGGGAGAACAUCAAAGCGACGGCGGACACCAAGCAACAGACGGAGAAGCAAAUAAAAGAGGUAGCCAACGGUCAAGAGCCGAAGAAGGAAGCGCCGAAAUCGAUGGAGAAGUUCAAAACGGUCUCGGACAUGUAUCAGAGGGCCAGGGAGCUGCUGGACAAGCAACUGCAGCAGCAGAAGUGCUUGAUUGAGAGGCUCGAGUCUGGUAACGUGACGAGCCAGCAGAAGCCAGCGUUAGUGGAAGCCAUCAACUCUGGACAGCAGGCUAUCGAGAAGUUGAACAAAGAGAUCGGCUCCUACGGCAAGAUGCUAGCACAAGUGAAGGACGAGACGGUAGCGCGCUCCCUCUCUCGACUGCAGCUAUCACAGGCAAACGUGAAGAAACCAAAGACAAGAGAGGAGGCGCAGCGAGAGAUAUUGGAUGCUGAACUGGACAUGUUUACAAAACAGCAGGAGGGCCAAGAUGUCACGGAACUAGUGAAGAAGAUUGCGGACCUAAGAAGACAGAUGGCGAUACAGUUUCCGCCACUGAGGAGACAGCAGUCUAGGGGCGGCCGGUUCAACACGUCGACCCGGUUCACCCGCAACGCGGCCGCCGCGCCGAAGGUGUUCAGCGUGAACCAGUCAGUGGACCACCGGCCGCGCGCGCUCCUCAUCUCCGGCUUCGAGGCGGACGAGCUGGAUGGACUGGUCGCGCAUUUCUCUCAAUACGGUCCCGUGUGCCACAAGGAGGUGAACCUGUCCGUGCCGGAGCUGGUGCUGCAGUUCCGCGCGCGCGGCCACGCCGAGCAGGCCGCCAUACACGGCAAGCACUACAACGAGCGCACGCUCUCGGUAACGUGGAUGGCGAAUCCAAAGCCGGUGUCAGUGGUGGGUGAUGGUGAACAGCGAGCGCCGCCGCACAAUGGCGAUAACGGGAAUGAGGAUAAUAAAGAUGCUGAGGCAUCGCACGAGAUAUCAGAGGACGCGCUUCUUCGCUUCGACGAGGAAGAGGAGGAGGACGCCGAGGACCGGUCGUGGAGACGUUGACGCCGCGCCGGCCGCUAGCCGCCGCCCGCCGCCGCCCGCGGCCUCGGGGCUAGCAACCAACCACUCGCACUUAGCUCUGUAUAUACUUGUGUAUAUAUACCCGUGCGCCAUUGUCGACGUAUGAUCUGUCAUUCGUGAAUCCAUAGAUAAACGCUAGUAACAUAGACUAUAGCUAUUUUACUUAGCUUUCUAAUUGAAAGUGUACCGAUUAAUCGAUUGUACAAUACAUUAGAUUAGUAAUCGGACGUACGUUCAUAAUCGCGUACGGGGUAAGUAAGCAUUUAUAUCUAUUUGUAUGUUUGGUCACCACUGAUCUAAUGGUCAUACCUGACAACGAACAUGCUCGCCAAGCAACUUGCAAUGUCUACUUCAUAUAUGUAUCGACAUUUAUUAAAAUUUAAAAUGGAUUUCUUACAAAAAUGUAUGUCAAUGUACUUACGUUAUCAAAAUUGUGGAGUCUAGUUCUUGUAUUUUUCAGUAUGAUUUGUUUUUUUUUUAUUUUUUAUUAACUGUUAUUAAUUAGUGCAUAGCAAAUAUCGUCACGCUAUUAGAGCAGUGGUGAUUGGACAGUGGAACACUUAAACCUUAUGAAAUCGAGCCCAAUAUUCUAAAAUAACUAUCAAAAUAAGGAAUUUAGCUGUCAUAAAUUAUUAUUAUAGAUUUUUUUUUACAAUAUAUAUA
Molecule: messenger RNA, 3628 nt
Organism: Galleria mellonella (greater wax moth)
Lineage: Eukaryota; Metazoa; Arthropoda; Insecta; Lepidoptera; Pyralidae
Gene: swm
Product: zinc finger protein swm
Exons: 24
Coding region: 194-2947 (917 amino acids)
Biological process (GO): mRNA processing
Cellular component (GO): nucleus
Molecular function (GO): RNA binding; metal ion binding
Source: RefSeq, a predicted model, not a curated record